Rhineura floridana is the source of this 1619-nucleotide messenger RNA. It is a transcript of the gene RNASEH2A, whose product is annotated as ribonuclease H2 subunit A. The transcript has 8 exons. Bases 443 to 1345 code for a protein of 300 amino acids. Gene Ontology annotation, cellular component: ribonuclease H2 complex. Gene Ontology annotation, molecular function: RNA binding; RNA-DNA hybrid ribonuclease activity. Gene Ontology annotation, biological process: DNA replication, removal of RNA primer; mismatch repair. The record is from RefSeq and is a predicted model, not a curated record. Lineage: Eukaryota; Metazoa; Chordata; Lepidosauria; Squamata; Rhineuridae.
CCCAGGUGCUAACAGGAUCAGGGCCAGGAAGAAAAAAACUCCGAGACCCGUCGCCAGCCAACCGGAGCAUAGAACUUUAGACCAGAUAACAGCCUCAUACAAGCCUCAUUCAAGGACAGGCGUGAUCCAACAGGGGCAGAUGUUUCUCCUGCAGCGCUAUAAAGCCCUUCCAAAACGGAGAAUAGAAACCAGGAGUCUUGGCUAACUUUUUCCUAGUUUGAUCAUCCUAAUUUAUAAUCUAAAUACUAGAUGAGAUUUCCCACAAUGUUUUUAGAAAAGAUGGAGCGCAAUUCUAUAGCGAGCUGCUCAUCUGUUCUGUGGACACUGUCCCACACAAAAUUUACAAACUACAAUUCCCAGAAAGCCGUGCGUUCAUGGUGCCUUUCCGCCUGUUCAUUUCCUGUGUUGAUUUCUUUACGGUGCUUCUAGGACGUUCGCGAAUAUGGAUUUGAGCGCUUUCGAACGGGACAAUUCGGUGAAUUAUUUGUUGGACUCAGCGGUGCCUGCCAUUUGCCGGACUGAGCCUUGCAGCCUGGGCAUUGAUGAGGCUGGCAGGGGUCCAGUGUUGGGUCCCAUGGUUUAUGGAAUCUGCUACUGCCCUGCGGCACAGCAGGGAGAUCUAGAGACCCUGAAGGUAGCAGAUUCCAAAACUCUAACAGAGGCCCAGCGGGAACAACUCUUUGAGAAACUGGAUGCGUCCAAGGAUUUUGUAGGAUGGGCCCUGCACAUUCUCUCGCCCAACUUCAUUUCAAACAGCAUGCAGAGGCGAGUAAAGUACAAUCUGAAUGCGCUUUCACAUGAUACAGCCAUUGGAUUAAUCAAGCAUGCAUUGGACUCUGGAGUGCAGGUUGCAGAGGUCUUUGUGGACACUGUGGGGCCAGCAGAGAAGUAUCAAGAGAAGCUCAAGCAGCAAUUCCCAGACCUGGAGGUUACAGUGAGGCCCAAGGCAGACUCCCUCUUCCCUAUUGUCAGUGCAGCCAGCAUCUGUGCCAAGGUGGCAAGGGACCGAGCUGUAAAGAACUGGAAGUUCGUGGAGGAACUGGAAGACGUGGAAUUGGAUUAUGGCUCUGGCUAUCCUAAUGAUCCCAAGACUAAGGAGUGGCUCAUUCAAAGUCUGGACCCUGUCUUUGGCUACCCACAGUUUGUACGCUUCAGCUGGAGCACAGCUCAAAUCAUUUUGGAGAGCAAAGCUGUCCCUGUUUGCUGGGAUGACACUGAAGAGGACCCAUCCCAGAAAAAUGCACAGUCCUUGCUGAGAUACUUUGCCCGAAAAGAAACUCCCACCAAACGCCCUCCCCACCGCUUCUUUUAUGAACGAAAACUUGAGACAGUGACUGGCCUAUAGGGGGCAGCAGAUCAUUCCCUUCUUGCUGGGAAGAAACUUAUUUGUUAAUCUUGUUUUUAAUCGGAGGUUAUAAAUCCUUUGAGUUGCAGAUGCAAAGAGAACAUUUGAGCUGAAGCAUCAACAGGUGGAUCUGUCAAGAGAAAGAUACUGGUAAACAGCCUCAGAGGCUUUUGUAUGUCUGUUUUCUACUUUUUUGUUAGUAAAUUUAAAAACAGGCAGUCUUGUUUUGUAUAAAUUUACCAGCAGUGCAUAAUAAAAGCAGCCCAAAAAAGAA